This is a messenger RNA of Plectropomus leopardus (leopard coralgrouper), 1104 nucleotides long. NCBI's taxonomy places the organism in Eukaryota, Metazoa, Chordata, Actinopteri, Perciformes, Serranidae. The record is from RefSeq and is a predicted model, not a curated record.
UCGUCCCUAGUUUCCCUUUUGCUGUUUUAAUGUCGCCGUGUGCGCCCCAUUCAUUUUAAUGCGUGAUCUGUUUGUUAAAAACAGGAGCGGUAAACAUCCACUCUGACAUGUCUGUGCUCCCCUUGUAGGCGACAUGAGUGUCGAGGAGCUGCUGGAGAAGUACAAAGGAGCGUAUGCCUCCGACUUUGAGGCGCCGUCUGCAUCUGGCUCUAAAGAAAGCUCUGAUUCGGAGGUGUCGGGGGACGAGGAGGAGGAGACCGAAGAAGAUGAGAGUGAUGUGGAAAGCAACACUUCCUCCUCAGAUUCACCCGCAGACAGUGCAGACGAAGAUGACAGUGAGAAGGACGAGGAGGAGAGUGAGGAAGAUGAUGAUGAUGACGACUGUGGAGAUGAAGGGAUGGAGGUCUUGUUGAAGGAGGGAGACAAUAGUCCACCUUCCUCCAGCUCGCGGCCGAAGAAAGAGAUCAGCCACAUCGCUGCUACAGCAGAGAGCCUGCAGCCUAAAGGCUACACUCUGGCGACCACAAAGGUGAAGACGCCGAUCCCGUUCCUGCUUCACGGCACGUUACGAGAAUACCAGCACAUCGGACUGGACUGGCUGGUCACCAUGUACGAGAAGAAGCUGAACGGCAUCCUGGCCGAUGAGAUGGGUUUGGGAAAGACCAUCCAGACUAUCGCUCUGCUGGCUCACCUCGCCUGUGAGAAAGGUAACUGGGGCCCUCACCUCAUCAUCGUGCCCACCAGUGUGAUGUUGAACUGGGAGAUGGAGCUGAAACGCUGGUGUCCUGGAUUUAAAAUCCUCACUUACUUUGGCAGCCAAAAGGAGAGAAAGUUAAAGAGACAGGGCUGGACGAAGCCUAACGCUUUCCACGUUUGCAUCACUUCGUACAAGCUGGUGCUGCAGGAUCAUCAGGCAUUUCGACGCAAAUCUUGGCGCUACCUGAUUCUGGACGAGGCUCAAAACAUCAAGAACUUUAAGUCUCAGCGCUGGCAGAGUCUGCUGAACUUCAACAGGUCAGAUGAGCUGCAGCUUCUUUUAUUCUCAGAGGUAGAAAUGCACAUUUGUGCUGCUUCAAACCUGCAAAAAAAGACAUAUGCACUGAG